UUGCCCCGUUCGACAUAAAGAUAUGAAAGCGGUGAAGAGGGUCAGAAUAUUAAUUCCAUUGUUUUGGCGAUGAUGCAAGUGGACAGUUUGCAGAUCAGAAAAACCACAUUGUGACUAUGGACAGGCUCAUUUACGCAGAUUGCCCCUUCUAUCAUAUACCAUAUUGGCCACUGUCAUGAACACCCAUCAGCUCAAUUGAGACUACUCUAGCAAACCCCAUACCUUCAUUUGUCCUUGGAUUCACCUCCCGAUUUUGCCGCCAACACCUCAUAAAUAUACCGCACAGAGCUUCUAGUUAUCUAGUAUCGUCCCCUAUCUACGAUUUCAAGCACCAUGAACUCGUUAUUCAACGCGGCGCUAAAGCAGUCCUCUGCGCUCCGCCGCGAUCUGGAGGCCUUUGCCGAAGCUCCUACAACAACAUCCCCCGCCGUGCAAGGCCAAAUAUCCGCCUCCCUCACGUCUUUCUCCCGCACAAUCGACGACUACUCCUCUCUCUCCAAACAAGAACUCAUCCCGGCCAAGCAGGAACUGGCCUUCGAACGGUUGAAGAACUUCCGCACCGAGCUGGCAGAUUACAGGCAAUUGUUCGACCGGCUAAGGAAAGAGCGCGAGGAUGCUCAAUCCAUAUCAAACCGCAACGAACUCCUCGGCCGCCGCCCCCACCACGCAGCUACCCCCGAAAACCCCUACGCCCAAUCCAACCUCCCCCAAUCCUCCCCCUUCUCCAACCCAAACUACCCGCACCACCGCUCCUCGCCGAGUACCAGCGGCUUCGGCGGCGGCCCAACAAACUACGCACGCGAAGACCAAGUCCUACGCGAACAAUCCUUCUUUUCCAACACCAACAUACAGCUAGACGAGUUUCUCGACAGGGGCCGGGCGGUGCUGGGUGACCUCGGGCAGCAGCGGGAGAUACUCAAGGGGACGCAGCGGCGGUUAUAUAGCGUUGGGAAUACGCUCGGGGUAAGCGGGGAUACGAUACGGACGAUUGAGCGGCGGGCGAAGCAGGAUAAAUGGAUAUUUUGGGGAGGGGUUGUUGUUUUUUUCUUGUUUUGUUGGGCGGUUCUGCAUUUUUUGACGUGAAGGGGGAUUUUUGCUGGUUUGUUGCUUUUUAUUUUUCUAAGAUUCAUAUAUGUAUGUAUGUAUGUAUGUAUGUGUAUGUAUACGUCCAUGGAUCGGGUAUCAGUGGAUGGUUUGAAGGCUUUGUCUACGUUGUGAUUUUCUGAUGCUCUCUAUUUCUAUUUUUUCCUAUUUUUGCGGUUUAGUUUGGUACUCGGCAUGGGUAAUGUAACGCAUGUAGUUAUCAGUCACUUUUUGCAUUUCGCGUCUUUGCUCAGAUGCUUCCGCCCUUGCCUACUUCCCUUGCUAUACUAAUGGCUAGUACGCCCAAAGGAGACGGACCCAGAUGAAUCCCCAUAUCUCCUCUAUCCUAACCAUGUAUCUUUUCGAAUUUUCACUGGCGAUCCCGGGAGAUUUGGACGAGCGCAACUCAGAAUACACCUUGCGGUCCAUUCUGGAGGAUGCGUUCCCCAGUCCCCUAUACAGUACUUUUACCCAGUAAACCCCCUGAAAUGACGACGGCAACAGGGCCUCCAUUCCCAGCCAACACCGCUAGAAAAAAAGAAGAAAACAACAAGAAAACCCACUUCAAAAGCUUCCCUCCAUCACCCAGUUCAAUUAAAUCAAUAAAAAUAAGAAAUAUCCACCAAACCUCCAACAAUGCUCGUCGCAAUCCCACAACCCUGGCUCUCCUGACUCUCAGCGCCAGCGUCAUCGCCGACUCAUCCGACUCGUCCUGCUACUUCUGCUACAAGGGCUCUCCCAGCAAUGGAAAGGGACAGUUCCCAACAUGGAUACAAGUACUACCAUACCGCCAAUGACAUGGAGUGCUGGAGAUCGACGCAUCCGAUGAACGAUUGUUUUACGGAGUGUUGCGAAAAGGGGGGAAAGAAGGCUUGGGUUUUCCGUGCAGUACUUCGUAUGGCUGUUGAGGCAUAUUUUUUUAUUUUCUUUUCGUGCCUUGUGUUGUUGUCCUGUGCUGGGUUUAGUUGGAUUCGGGGAUAUAUCUGAGUGAUGUUGUCUCGGCGGAAAUUCAUUACGAACUCAAAUAAGAGAGAAUAGCUGCCAAUAUUCUUCGGGGAAACGGUAUAGCGAAUCUAAACUUGCAG
Molecule: messenger RNA, 2168 nt
Organism: Blastomyces dermatitidis ER-3
Lineage: Eukaryota; Fungi; Ascomycota; Eurotiomycetes; Onygenales; Ajellomycetaceae
Product: isopenicillin-N N-acyltransferase
Exons: 4
Coding region: 334-1083 (249 amino acids)
Biological process (GO): endoplasmic reticulum to Golgi vesicle-mediated transport; vesicle fusion
Cellular component (GO): endoplasmic reticulum membrane; SNARE complex; Golgi apparatus
Molecular function (GO): SNARE binding; SNAP receptor activity
Source: RefSeq, a predicted model, not a curated record